GCGGCUGGAGGACUGUUUUGGUAAAGGACUACCACUUCUCUGCGGAGAGUGGGUCGGUACAGUUCCGGUAGGAGAACUCGGCUGUGAGUGCUUCGUCUUCGGCUCCUGAUAUGCAACGACAGAAUUUUCGGCCCCCGACUCCUCCUUGCCCCGGUCCGGGUGUAGGAGGUUGGGGUAGCGGGAGCAGCUUCCGGGGCACCCCGAGCGGGGGCGGACCGCGGCCGCCCUCUCCUCGGGACGGGUACGGGAGUCCGCACCACACGCCGCCGUACGGGCCCCGGUCUAGGCCCUACGGGAGUAACCACUCUCCGCGACAUGGCGGCGGCUUCCCGGGGGGCCGGUUCGGGUCUCCGUCCCCUGGCGGCUACCCUGGCUCCUACUCCAAGUCCCCCGCGGGGUCCCAGCAGCAAUUCGGCUACUCCCCAGGGCAGCAGCAGACCCACCCCCAGGGUUCUCCAAGGACAUCUACACCAUUUGGAUCAGGGCGUGGUAGAGAAAAAAGAAUGUCUAAUGAGUUGGAAAGUUAUUUCAAGCCUUCAAUGCUUGAAGACCCUUGGGCUGGCCUAGAACCAGUAUCUGUAGUGGACAUAAGCCAACAAUACAGCAAUACUCAAACAUUCACAGGCAAAAAAGGAAGAUACUUUUGUUAACAUUUCUGAAAUUCACCUGGAAGCUUCAUGUGUCAGGAACAUACUGGACAAAAUUUUUACUUGUGUUAAUAAGUUGGCCCAAAGAUGAUGACAUUGAUUGCGUUAUUAGUAGUCUUUUUGGUAUUUCUCAUCAUAUCAAGUAUUGUUGAUACUAGAGAAGAAAGGAUAAUUUGCAGUAUGUAGUCUCUGGAAGUACCUAUCACAUUUUAGAAGACUUACCGUUUCUAUAACAUUCCUGGUCAAAUAAUGGACAUGUCACUUUUAAUGUUUUUCUAAUGUUUUAAAUAAAACAUUUUGUCUUCUA
Messenger RNA from Carlito syrichta (Philippine tarsier), 954 nucleotides. RefSeq names its product M-phase specific PLK1 interacting protein (gene MPLKIP). Lineage: Eukaryota; Metazoa; Chordata; Mammalia; Primates; Tarsiidae. The coding region runs from base 111 to 650 and encodes 179 amino acids. The transcript has 2 exons. The record is from RefSeq and is a predicted model, not a curated record. Gene Ontology annotation, cellular component: nucleus; midbody; centrosome.